Molecule: messenger RNA, 369 nt
Organism: Haemonchus placei
Lineage: Eukaryota; Metazoa; Nematoda; Chromadorea; Rhabditida; Trichostrongylidae
Source: the annotation of a GenBank genome assembly
AUGAUUGUCGGAGCAGCCGCCGGUUAUUUGACAUACCAAGCUGGCAAAGCUAUCAUCAGAUCGAUGGCUGGCCCAAUGAUGUGGAAUAACCGUCCGUACUACUGGGGAUCAAACUAUUAUCGACCACAACGAGGAAUGGAGAACAUGUGCCGAAUGCCGAUCGAUCCAUCUGAUCCACAAUUCGGAAAUAUCUAUCAACCGGACGGUGUAACUCGUCCACAUGAGAUUGUGUGGGGAUGUGGUUACUACGAGUACUGUUGUGGUUAUGAGUGCUGCCGUGGCGGUGGAGCGUCGACGAUCGGCGGCUAUGGUGCUUCUGUGGGGUACGCGUUCGCGAUCAUCUAUAUCGCUCGAGCUUAUCUCGUCUGA